Molecule: messenger RNA, 2034 nt
Organism: Perognathus longimembris pacificus (Pacific pocket mouse)
Lineage: Eukaryota; Metazoa; Chordata; Mammalia; Rodentia; Heteromyidae
Gene: Ggta1
Product: glycoprotein alpha-galactosyltransferase 1 (inactive)
Exons: 8
Coding region: 287-1384 (365 amino acids)
Biological process (GO): carbohydrate metabolic process
Cellular component (GO): membrane; vesicle; Golgi apparatus
Molecular function (GO): hexosyltransferase activity
Source: RefSeq, a predicted model, not a curated record
CAGCUCUGGCCCGGGUCCCCGCCCUGGCCCUCGCGGGAGGAAGGAGCGCAUCCCGCCCGUCCGCCACGCCCGGCCUGGCUCCACCGAGACAGCUCGCCUACUGCCCGGGGUCCCCGGAGCCGCUGGCUGCGCCAGCCCUGGCGUCUGGGUCCUGCGGAUCAGGCGCUGGAAUUCAGCACCUUCCCUUCCUCUCAGCUCUGCCUCCUCCUGUGAACAGAGCUCAAUAGAACUCUGUUGUUCUGUGUUUCGCUCUGGAGGAAAAGAAGCAAACAAUGAGGAGAAAAUAAUGAAUGUCAAAGGAAAAGUAAUUCUGUUGAUGCUGGUUGUCUCAACUGUGAUUGUUGUGUUUUGGGAAUAUAUCAACAGCCCAGAAGGCUCUUUCUUGUGGAUCUAUCACUCAAAAAACCCAGAGGUUGAUGACAGCAGCAUUCAGAAGGACUGGUGGUUUCUGAGCUGGUUAAACAAUGGAAUUCACAGUUAUCAAGAAGAGGAAGAGGACAUAGAAAGCGGUAGACACAAGGAGCUUCCGCUACAAGACUGGUUUGACCCAAAGAAACGCCCAGAAGUUGUGACAGUGACCCACUGGAAUGCACCGGUUGUAUGGGAAGGCACUUACAACAGAGAUAUCCUAGAAAAGUACUAUGCCAAACAAGAAAUCACCGUGGGGUUGACAGUUUUUGCUGUCGGAAAAUAUAUUGAGCAUUACUUGGAAGAGUUCAUAACAUCUGCUAAUAGGUACUUCAUGGUGGGCCAUAAAGUCAUCUUUUACAUCAUGGUGGAUGAUGUCUCCCGAAUGCCUUUGAUAGAGCUGGAUCCUCUGCGUUCCCUCAAAGUGUUUGAGAUUAAGUCUGAGAAGAGGUGGCAGGAUAUCAGCAUGAUGCGCAUGAAAACCAUUGGGGAGCAUAUUUCAACCCACAUCCAGCAUGAGGUUGACUUCCUCUUCUGUAUGGAUGUUGACCAGACUUUUCAAGACAGUUUUGGUGUGGAGACUUUGGGCCAGUUGGUUGCUCAGCUCCAGGCCUGGUGGUACAAGGCAGAUCAUGAUGAAUUUACCUAUGAGAGGCGGGAGGAGUCUGCCGCAUACAUUCCUUUUGGACAGGGGGAUUUUUAUUACCAUGCAGCUAUUUUUGGAGGAACACCCAUUCAAGUUCUCAACCUCACUCAGGAGUGCUUUAAAGGAAUUCUCCAGGACAAGAAAAAUGACAUAGAAGCUGAGUGGCAUGAUGAGAGCCACCUAAACAAGUAUUUCCUUCUCAACAAACCCACUAAAAUCUUAUCUCCAGAAUACUGCUGGGAUUAUCAUAUAGGUCUACCAACAGAUAUUAGAACUGUCAAGAUAGCUUGGCAAACAAAAGAGUAUAACUUGGUCAGGAAUAAUGUCUGAUUUUACAUUGAGCCGAUGGAUUUUCUGAAUUUGAGAGAGUAUCAUUCUGGCUAAUUCCUCAGAAAUGUUAAUUUAAAAAAUACUAACAAAACCAUCCACGUGGCAAAACCAUACUAUUCUGCCUUAUAACUAUGAGCCUUGUAAUAAGUGAGAGUGAAUCUAAGGUAAUCAGAUGUAAAUUUCCCAGUGAUUUCUUAUCUAUAAUAGAUUGGGGGAAAUACUAUCAGCUGAACCAAAAAGAAUUUGCCACAGGUAAAGAAAAAGCCAGAACACUUUACUCAUGUCAGGCAAACAUAGUGGAGAACAAAGUGGUAAGGAAAGUGUUUGACAGCAAGCUAUGGCUGGUAGGGGGUAGGGCGAAGAGCAUUAAUUUCAGUGUCUUUGUGUUUUGAGGGGUCUACAGCAACAUAAACUUGCUCUGUGGCAAGAUAAAUCUUAGUAACUACACCAUCUAUGUUGGCAAUCCUCAAAGGCUUUAAAAGCUGAUUGCUUCAAGUCAUGAGUAGACCAUACCCUUUGCUCAUCCGGAUAGAUUGGUAGAGAUUCCCAAUGGAGAUUCUGGCUGUGCAUGUUGAGAGUCCCAGGGAAUCUGAAUGGUGCCCAGCUUGGCAUGAAAACAAAGCCUCAAUUUUGUGCUUUCCAGGAAAUAG